UCACCUUAAUCCUCAACUAACCCAUUCCUCAAUUCAAACCACGCAUAUUCCACCCCUUUGGUUUCAUUUUUUCCAUCAAACAACACACAAACAAACAGAAAUAUUUUCAGCUCAUAGUAUUAUUUAAAAGAAAAAUAAAAAAUAUGACCGUUUCUUGAAGGAAUAUUUUUCUGCUUAGGUUCUAAGGACCUUCAAAUCAUACUUGGCCACCAAUUAUGACACCAGACACAACAACUCCAAGUUAUUGGCUGAACUGGAGAUUCUUAAUAUGUGCAAUAUUGAUAUUAGCAGCUAUGGUGAUUUCAGUUCUCCUUAUAUGGAAGUAUGAAGGUUCUACAAAGUCGAGAAGCCAGCUAAGAGAAAAUGGGCAAAAGAAAGCAUGGGUUUUGUGCAAGGAUGAUGUUUGGAAGACAUGUUAUAAAGCAAUACAUCCUAAUUGGCUGCUUGCUUAUAGACUGAUUGCUUUUUCCCUGCUUCUGUCUCUACUCAUCGCAGAUGUAGUUCUCCAUGGCAUACGCAUACUUUAUUUCUAUACCCAGUGGACAUUCAUCUUGGUUACGGUCUACUUUGGGCUAGGAUUAUCAAUGUCCAUCCAUGGCUGUCUCCAAUCUCAAAAGGGAGGUAGUGGUGUUGGCACUGAUGGUGUUGAUACAGAGAGAGGCACUUACUCUGCUCCAGUUCCUGAAAAUGCAAGUGUACGUAUUGUACACAGUGGCUUGAAUUCCCAUGGUGAGCCACAUGUUAGAGAAGAAGCAGAUUCUUUGUUCCUCGCCUUUCAAAUAAUUUUCCAGAUGACUACAGGUGCUGUUGUGCUUACAGAUGGUGUUUUUUGGCUCCUUAUUUAUCCAUUCCUUACUGACAAGAAUUACAAAUUACAUUUUUUGGCUGCUUGUGUGCAUACCGUGAAUGCUAUUUGCCUUCUAGGUGAUGUGUUUUUAAAUCAUCUACGGUUCCCUUUCUUCCGGAUAGCAUACUUUGUUAUUUGGACAUCUGUGUUUGUCACUUUUCAGUGGAUCCUCCAUGUUUUUGUCUCGUUGAGGUGGCCGUAUCCCUUUCUAGAUUUGUCAUCUCAAUAUGCUCCCCUUUGGUACUUUGCUGUUGGUAUUCUCCAUCUCCCCUGCUUUGGUAUCUUUGCCAUACUAAUUAGAAUAAAGAAGUGUUGGUUAUCCAGAUUAUUUCAUAGCCCGAUCGAGAUGUAAGUCAAGUUGAAGAUGGUCAAUGAGUUCAAACACCAUUAAGCAGCCCAGCAUUGCACGAAAUUGUAUUGUUAUUUCAGUGGUAUUAUUUUUAGUGCACUGAAAUCUAUGAGAUAUUUUUUUAUUGAUUUGAUUUGAUUUACUAGCUAGUUAGCUGGUGUCAUUGUACUUGUUAUACUCAAAUUGUGAAAUGAGAAAAGAAUGUAACCUAACUUGGCUGCUCUGGUGGCGAUGUUGCAAUGCCCUUGUGUAUAGUGUUCAGCAACUUUGGACACUAUUUUAUGAAUUGCACAUUUUCUAGUAGUUCUCAUUCUCACUUUGGUGCACUGGCAAACACAGUAAUGUUUAGUAGGUCGUCCUAGAGAUUCGAGUCACGUAUAAACUAAUCGAACAGGCUAGAAAUAAAGAUGCAUUUGAUGAUUGGAUGGUAUGAUGAGUCAAAUUCAUGAGCCAUGAUAGGCACCCAAAGAGCGCAUUUUUCAAUAGGCGCCCCCCGUUAUUUCAACUCAAUUUGUUCUCAUUUCAAAAUAGAAAUUGAAACGCAAUUCAGUAAAAGUAAGAAAAUCUCAUAAA
Molecule: messenger RNA, 1769 nt
Organism: Capsicum annuum
Lineage: Eukaryota; Viridiplantae; Streptophyta; Magnoliopsida; Solanales; Solanaceae
Exons: 9
Coding region: 216-1199 (327 amino acids)
Cellular component (GO): membrane
Source: RefSeq, a predicted model, not a curated record